AUGACGGGCCGCCCAGGCAUUGCGGAGAAGAGGCUAUCGGUUCAUCGCUUCCAGCAACUUCCUGAUCAGUCGGGAGAACCCUUCGACACUUCGAACGAUGUCACCAUUGAGAUUCCUUUGAAUAACGUCCCCAGCCGGAGCCAGACUGGGGCUCGGCCAAGCUUCCACUCCACUCGCUCCCAGCGUGUUUAUGAACCGCCCCAGGAAGAGGCCAAUGUCAGCAGUGAGAAGACCGGGCUCGUCCCAGGUCGUCGCCGACGGAUCGACGAUGCGAAGGGCCGUUCCAUAGACGAGCCGGAGGAUGGCACCGUGACUCGCAUGGGCCGUAUUUACAACAAGGUCCGCAACUUCUCGGUCGUAACCAGAUAUAUCAUCUACAUGGUUCCGAUUGCACUCCUCCUUCUCGUUCCUGUGUUGGUUCCGAUGUUCGUCGCACCAAAUGCUACUAUUGGUGGCGUGGGCGUGGGAUGGUUCUUCCUUUGGAUAUUCAUGCUUUGGGUGUACAUCUGGGUGUGCAAAGUGAUCGCGCACCUUCUUCCCUACGUCUUUCAGUUUUUGUGCGGGAUUGUCAGUUCCGGGACUCGAAAAUAUGCCUUGAUCCUCCAGAGUCUGGAAAUCCCGAUUGCAACGGUGAUGUGGUCUGCCUUUGCACUGGUGACUUUUCUUCCGACAAUGACCUUGAACCCGCGGCAGAAAAGGCUCAACGAUACCGAGGUCAAGUCGUGGGAGAAGUCGGUGAAGAACGUCCUGUUUGCACUUUUCGUCUGCAGCCUGAUCUUUCUGGCAGAAAAGGCUAUCGUGCAGCUCAUCUCUAUCAGCUACCACCGGAAGCAGUUCGACAUGAGAAUCAAAGAGUCCAAACAUAAUGUGCGGCUGCUUGCCGAACUCUACGACGCUUCUCGUAGCAUGUUCCCGAUGUAUUGUCGGGAGUUCCGCGAGGAGGAUGCGGUUAUCUCUGACUCGAUCAUGACACGCAAGGGAGUCAUGCCUCGAUCCAACUCGGCCCCUAUGCGCUUGUUCCGAGAGGUGGGCCAGAAUGUUGGCCGUUUGGGCGACAAGGUCACAGCAGCUUUUGGAGAUGUCGCUCAUGAGCUGACCGGCAAAGAGGUCUUCAACCCUACCUCGGCCAAAUCCAUUGUUACGCUGGCCCUGGAGCGCCGGCGGUCCUCGGAGGCCCUAGCCCGUCGAAUCUGGAUGUCUUUUGUGAUUGAAGGCAGAGAUGCCCUCCUGCAUGAUGACAUCUGUGAAGUCCUCGGCGCCGGCAAGGAAGCGGAAGCAGAAGAGUCUUUCCUCAUCCUGGAUCGUGACGGGAACGGGGAUAUCAGUCUGGAUGAGAUGGUCAUGGCUGUUACGGAAAUCUCUCGGGCGAAGAAGUCGUUGAAUCACAGCAUGCACGAUGUGGACCAGGCCAUUCAUGUGCUGGAUAAUUUGCUGCUGUCCGUGGCGUUCGUCAUUGCCAUCCUCGUCUUCAUCUCUUUCGUCACCUCUGGUUUCGGAACGGUCAUCGCCGCCGCUGCCACAUCGCUCCUCUCUCUGAGCUUCGUCUUUUCGACCACCGCCCAAGAGGUUCUCGGUUCCUGCAUCUUCCUCUUCGUCAAACAUCCCUUUGAUGUGGGAGACCGCGUGGAAGUCGAUCAGAAGCCAUACAUCGUGGAACGCAUCUCGCUGCUUUACACGGUGUUCCGCAACGUUAAUGACCACCGGACGACGCAGGUCCCGAACGCCGUGCUCAACACCUUGUGGGUUGACAAUUUCACGCGUUCGGCCGCCAUGCAUGAAGUGCUGACGGUUGCCGUCAACUUCGACACGACAUUCACCGAUAUCCAGCUCCUGAAGGCCGACAUGGAGAAGUUUGUCCGUGAUAAGGAGAACUGCCGCGACUUCCAGCCCGACAUCAACAUUGAUGUCGUAGGGGUUGGCGAUAUGGACAAGAUGGAGCUGUCGGUCACGAUCUGUCACAAGUCCAAUUGGGCCAAUGAGACGGUGCGCGCUGCACGUCGCUCCAAGUUCAUGUGCGCCUUAAUUGCUGCUGUGCGGCGGCUGCAGAUCCGUGGUCCGGGCGCUGCUGCUCCUGAGGGCGACGACGACGGUGAUAAGCCCGACUCCAGCGACGAUGCUCAAAAGAUCGACCCACCUACCCAGCCUGUUACUGGACUGAACAGCGGAGCGCAGCGGAAACCCUCUCAAGCGACGCGAUCCACCGGCAUUGACCUUGGGCUUCCCCCAGAUUCCGUGCACCGUCGAGGCGGCAACCUCGCAAUGUCUGUCAGUACCUACAGCGCAGGAAGAUACCCCGAAACCGUUCCCAGCGAGGGACCAGGCGACGGGAACGAGGGGGAUACCUAUCAGACGCCCGACGCGUCUCCAGAGCGCCAUCUCGCCGCCCCUUCGUUGGGCGGCCUGGCUCGGGAACCGUCCACUGGCCGCCGCAAGCAGGGCAGCACGUCGGUGCCGACAGCCACCGGCGGCGUGCCGAUCCUGUCGGAGCCGGUGCCUCCCCGACACGGAGCUGCCGCGGCAUCGCCUCCAGCACAUCAGCGGGUGGUCGCGGAGUACUACCGGAACACCCCGGGGCAGUACUACGACCCGCAGGACGGCCCGUACGAUCCCACGCAGCCGUUCGAACUGCCGUCGAUGCUGGAGCAGACGGGGACGGGGGAGCGGGAGCGGGAGCGAGGGGACUCGCCGAGUCUGCCGUCGUCGGUUCAGACGUCUCCGACGAACCAUCGGUUCGCGGAUGAGCAGAUGCCCGGGGCGUUUGUGUCGCGACGACCGCAUGGGUACUGA
Messenger RNA from Aspergillus terreus NIH2624, 2787 nucleotides. RefSeq names its product serine/threonine protein kinase. The transcript has 2 exons. The record is from RefSeq and is a predicted model, not a curated record. The coding region runs from base 1 to 2787 and encodes 928 amino acids. Gene Ontology annotation, molecular function: calcium channel activity; calcium ion binding. NCBI's taxonomy places the organism in Eukaryota, Fungi, Ascomycota, Eurotiomycetes, Eurotiales, Aspergillaceae. Gene Ontology annotation, cellular component: membrane. Gene Ontology annotation, biological process: calcium ion transmembrane transport; intracellular calcium ion homeostasis.